Messenger RNA from Esox lucius (northern pike), 1439 nucleotides. It is a transcript of the gene ormdl1, whose product is annotated as ORMDL sphingolipid biosynthesis regulator 1. Lineage: Eukaryota; Metazoa; Chordata; Actinopteri; Esociformes; Esocidae. The coding region runs from base 120 to 581 and encodes 153 amino acids. The transcript has 4 exons. Gene Ontology annotation, biological process: intracellular sphingolipid homeostasis; ceramide metabolic process; negative regulation of ceramide biosynthetic process. The record is from RefSeq and is a predicted model, not a curated record. Gene Ontology annotation, cellular component: endoplasmic reticulum membrane.
UCUUUUAGCGAAAAGGGUCACUCAACUACAGCACUUCUGGGAAGAGGAGACUGGCUUUCCUCUGCCGUUUAAUACUGCUUCGUUAAAACCAGAUUCAUAACAAGGUACUCCAAAACAAAAUGAAUGUUGGUGUAGCACACAGUGAGGUGAACCCCAACACUCGUGUCAUGAACAGUCGAGGGAUCUGGCUGACCUAUGCCCUCGGUGUUGGAAUGCUUCACAUUGUGCUUCUGAGCAUACCCUUCUUCAGUGUACCUGUUGUGUGGACUCUUACGAAUGUUAUACACAAUUUUGGGAUGUAUGUCUUCAUGCAUGCAGUUAAAGGCACGCCGUUUGAGACCCCAGACCAAGGCAAAGCCCGGCUCCUGACACAUUGGGAACAGUUGGACUAUGGCGUGCAGUUCACAUCUUCCAGAAAAUUCUUCACUAUCUCCCCAAUCAUUUUAUAUUUUCUUGCAAGCUUCUACACGAAGUACGACACAACACAUUUUGUCAUCAACACUGCCUCACUUUUGAGCGUGCUUAUUCCCAAACUGCCUCAACUACACGGAGUCCGAAUCUUUGGCAUCAACAAGUAUUAAGUGUUUAGAGGGUAGUGGCACAACCAACUCUCAAAGGAGCUAUUGCCUCAAUAAGAUGAAUAGUUAACUCUAUGUGCCCUGUACUACCGGAGCGUGUACUAAGCAUUUUUGUACAGUAUGUGUUAUUGUCCCUCAUUGUUUAGAUACAUCAGGUUAACCUAGAGUGGGAGACUUGGAAAGAGAGAAGAUAAUGCAAUGUGCAUUACUAACUUAAGUAAAUAUUUAAUGUUGUAUUUUUUUUUUAUCUGCAUAGACUUGGGCUGGCCCAGGUUUCAAAGGUGGAGCUUUUUUGUUUGUUCCGUUUUGUUGUUGUCUUUACUUCACACAGUGACACAGACGGGGUUCCUCGUCUGUGCUUUUCUGUUCAUAACCAGAAGCCUUGGAAAUAUCCAAUAUUUUAUUUUUAAAGAUGAUUUCUUCAUAAAAGUAGGGGCCUAUGGUUCAUUGUUUGACAAUUAGUUUGUGUAUCAUAUCAUUGCUGAAAAGAACAUAAACACGUACCUAUUUUGCAUGAUUUCCAUGGUAUAGGAAUCAUUUCUCAUUGUUAAUCAUAUAGGGCAGGCAUUGUUUUUCAGUGUAUAUAGUUCUAUGUAUAGGUUCAUGUCUUGAUUCUUAUGUGAAGAUCAGAGGAUUUGUGAUAAGUGUUGUCAGAUGAAAGUGUUUACUGAAACCGGUCUAUGGUAUGCCUUUUUACCUAUAUUCAUGUAGCUGUACUUGUUUAGGAUAUAAAUAUAUCCUGGAUGCUAUUACCAAGGCAGCAAGUCCUGUUUUGUUUGGUCAUGGCUUAUCCACGAUAUUCUUGGAGCUUUGUUAGCCCUUGUACCUAACAUCAUUAAAAUGUUUGUGCCCUUAAAAGCA